Molecule: messenger RNA, 666 nt
Organism: Didymodactylos carnosus
Lineage: Eukaryota; Metazoa; Rotifera; Eurotatoria; Philodinida; Philodinidae
Source: the annotation of a GenBank genome assembly
AUGACAACUACAUCAAAAGUUCAGUGUACAAAAUGUGCGAAAAAUACUGGUAUAGCCACAUGCGAUGGCUGCUUAGCAAAAUUCUGCAGUCGGUGUUUCAUUGUCCAUCGUCAAGAUUUGUCAAAAGAACUCGACAAUGUUGUUUAUAAACACGAUAUCCUCAAACAGGAGCUCGAAAUGCCGAAUAAAAGUAACUCUCAUCAUUUGUUAAAACAGAUUGAUGAAUGGAAGAAAGUCUCUAUCGAUAAAAUUAAUCAACUCGCUGAUGAAUGUCGCACUGAUAUUGUCAGACUACUAGAUAAAAACCAGGACCAGCUUACUGACAGUUUUCGUAAAAUAUCGAAUAGGAUUCGUAAAGGUCGAGACGAUGAAGAUUACGAUGAACGGGAUCUCAGCAAGUGGAUGACUGAGUUAAAACAACUAAAAGAUGAACUUAUCAAACCGUCCAACUUCCGCAUUGAAGAGGAUAAACAACGAUCUCCUUGGAUUCAAAAGAUCAGAGUAUGCGAAGAUUUUCAUGAGCAAGCAAAGGUGGAAAAUGAAUCAACAUCCGGUGGAGCUGGUAUUCAAAAACAGAACCAUACCAGUGUUGCAUUGGCAGGAUCCAAAAGUUUUUUACCAAAACAAGAGAAGACAAUGACAAAAAAUGAAAGUAAAAAAGGUUAG